UUAAAUACUAAUUAAAUUACCUUAGAUGAAAGAGAAAAAAAAAAUUUACCUUAGAUAACGAUGGUAAAAUGACAUUUUACCCCUUGUUCAAGUUUCGAAAUACAAAAGUAGUACCUUCCCUAUCCCCUGCCUCUCAAUUCAACACAUCGUCGUUCAUUUUCACUUCAACAUGGCGGUCGCACCCUACACCACCGGUUCAACGCUGCGUCUUUCUCAUCCUCCUAGUGUUUCCACUAAAAUCUACUCCGGAUUGAAACUCCAAUCUACACGUCCUUUUGGAACGCCUUCAUGUAACGCAAACGCUGCGUUUUAUGGAAAAGUUAACAAGGCUCUUCAGUUUCGGUAUGCUAACCAGAAAUCAGUUAGGGCACAGAUUCAUAUGAUGCCCAUUGGAACUCCUAGAGUCCCCUAUAAAACACCUGGUGAAGGAACUUGGCAAUGGGUUGAUUUAUGGAAUGCCCUUUAUCGUGAACGUGUUAUCUUCAUCGGACAAGAGAUAGAUGAAGAAUUUAGUAAUCAAAUAUUGGGAACUUUGUUGUAUCUUGACAGUGUAGAUAACUCCAAAAUGCUCUAUUUGUACAUCAAUGGUCCUGGUGGGGAUCUUACGCCAUGCAUGGCUCUCUAUGAUACCAUGCAGAGCUUGCAGACUCCUGUAGCCACCCAUUGCAUUGGUCAGGCUUAUAAUCUUGCAGCAUUUCUUCUUGCAGCUGGAGAAAAGGGCAAUCGUACUGCAAUGCCUCUUGCAAGAAUUGCACUCCAAUCUCCAGCAGGAGCUGCUCGUGGUCGGGCGGAUGACAUUCGAAAUGAAGCAAAUGAACUUCUUAGAAUCAGAGAUUACCUUUUCAAUGAGUUGGCUAGCAAAACAGGUCAACCUGUUGAGAAGAUUACCGAAGACUUGAAAAGGAUUAAACGCUUUGAUGCACAAGAAGCCCUUGAGUAUGGGCUCAUUGACAAAGUUGUCAGACCACGACGCAUAAAAGCCGAUGCACCUCCCAAGGAUGCAGGCACAGGCAUUGGUUAAGACAUCUUGGUUUACAAUCCCUAUUGUGAUAUUACUGAGUAAUAUCUGCAGAACCGAACGAAUUGUUUAAUGUUUUAUUUCCUUAAUCAACUUUUUGAAUAUGUAUAUUUGGGUAGUCGUAUCCUAUUGGUCAUAUCUUGGUGCUCGUUGCUUGAUUUUGAAUUCUUAUUUACAGCACUAACCCAAGUUAGCUGUAUGUUGUUGCAGAACUA
This is a messenger RNA of Cicer arietinum (chickpea), 1233 nucleotides long. Its product is annotated as ATP-dependent Clp protease proteolytic subunit-related protein 2, chloroplastic. The record is from RefSeq and is a predicted model, not a curated record. Gene Ontology annotation, molecular function: ATPase binding; serine-type endopeptidase activity; ATP-dependent peptidase activity. Lineage: Eukaryota; Viridiplantae; Streptophyta; Magnoliopsida; Fabales; Fabaceae. Gene Ontology annotation, biological process: protein quality control for misfolded or incompletely synthesized proteins. Gene Ontology annotation, cellular component: endopeptidase Clp complex.